AAAAUAAUUGUACAAAAUCAGAAUGAUCAUCCCAGUCCGUUGUUUCACUUGUGGAAAGGUCAUUGGCAACAAGUGGGAGGCCUACCUCGGGCUCCUACAAGCCGAGUACACUGAGGGUGAUGCCUUGGAUGCCCUCGGCCUGAAGAGGUAUUGCUGCCGCCGCAUGCUGCUCGGACACGUUGACCUGAUCGAGAAACUUCUCAAUUAUGCUCCACUAGAAAAAUAAAUUAAAUAUAAAGUAGGUUAAAAA
Messenger RNA from Cydia amplana, 250 nucleotides. It is a transcript of the gene Rpb10, whose product is annotated as DNA-directed RNA polymerases I, II, and III subunit RPABC5. The transcript is spliced from 3 exons. The record is from RefSeq and is a predicted model, not a curated record. Gene Ontology annotation, cellular component: RNA polymerase I complex; RNA polymerase II, core complex; RNA polymerase III complex. Bases 23 to 226 code for a protein of 67 amino acids. Gene Ontology annotation, biological process: transcription by RNA polymerase II; transcription by RNA polymerase I; tRNA transcription by RNA polymerase III. NCBI's taxonomy places the organism in Eukaryota, Metazoa, Arthropoda, Insecta, Lepidoptera, Tortricidae. Gene Ontology annotation, molecular function: DNA binding; zinc ion binding.